GUGAAACUUUCAUUGUAUGUAGCAGAUGAGAAUAGAGAGCUUGCUUUGGUGCAGACAAAAACAAUUAAAAAGACGCUGAACCCCAAGUGGAAUGAAGAAUUUUAUUUUAGAGUAAACCCAUCUAAUCAUAGACUCCUUUUUGAAGUAUUUGACGAAAACAGAUUGACAAGAGACGACUUCCUGGGACAGGUGGACGUGCCCCUGAAUCAUCUCCCGACAGAAGAUCCAACCAUGGAGCGACCCUAUACAUUUAAGGAUUUUCUCCUCAGACCAAGAAGUCACAAAUCUCGAGUUAAAGGAUUUUUGCGGUUGAAAAUGGCCUACAUGCCCAAAAAUGGAGGUCAAGAUGAAGAGAACAGUGAGCAGAGGGAAGACAUGGAGCAUGGCUGGGAAGUUGUGGACUCCAAUGACUCAGCUUCUCAACACCAGGAGGAACUUCCUCCUCCGCCUCUGCCCCCUGGGUGGGAAGAAAAAGUGGACAAUCUGGGCCGGACUUACUAUGUCAACCACAACAACAGGACCACUCAGUGGCACCGACCGAGCUUGAUGGAUGUUUCUUCUGAGUCUGACAACAACAUCCGGCAGAUAAACCAGGAGGCUGCCCACCGGCGGUUUCGCUCCCGCCGUCAUAUCAGCGAGGACUUGGAGCCAGAGCCCCCAGAAGGCGGAGACACCCCUGAGCCGUGGGAGACCAUUUCGGAAGAAGUGAAUCUCACUGGGGACUCGCUCAGUCUGGCCCUGCCACCCCCACCGGCUUCCCCUGUGUCCCGGACGAGCCCUCAAGAGCUGUCAGAAGAACUCACCAGAAGGCUUCAGGUCACUCCAGAUUCCAAUGGGGAACAAUUCAGCUCUUUGAUUCAAAGAGAACCCUCCUCAAGACUGAGGUCCUGCAGCGUCACAGAUGCGGUGGCCGAACAGGCGCAUCUGCCACCGCCAUCAGUGGCCUAUGUGCACACCACGCCGGGUCUUCCUUCUGGCUGGGAAGAAAGGAAAGAUGCUAAGGGACGCACGUACUAUGUCAAUCAUAACAACCGAACCACAACGUGGACUCGCCCUAUCAUGCAGCUCGCAGAAGAUGGCGCAUCCGGGUCAGCCACAAACAGUAACAGUCAUCUCAUCGAGCCUCAGAUCCGCCGGCCUCGCAGUCUCAGUUCACCAACAGUGACUUUAUCUGCCCCACUGGAGGGUGCCAAGGAUUCACCCAUACGUCGGGCUGUGAAAGAUACCCUUUCCAACCCACAGUCCCCACAGCCAUCACCUUACAACUCCCCCAAACCACAACACAGAGUCACACAGAGCUUCCUGCCACCUGGCUGGGAGAUGAGGAUAGCUCCAAACGGCCGGCCCUUCUUCAUCGAUCACAACACAAAGACGACAACUUGGGAAGAUCCGCGCCUGAAGUUUCCGGUACAUAUGCGAUCCAAGGCGUCUUUAAAUCCCAAUGAUCUCGGGCCUCUUCCUCCUGGUUGGGAAGAAAGAAUUCACUUGGAUGGCCGAACGUUUUAUAUCGAUCACAAUAGCAAAAUUACUCAGUGGGAAGACCCCAGACUGCAGAACCCAGCUAUUACUGGUCCGAAGGCUGUUCCAUACUCCCGGGAAUUUAAGCAGAAAUAUGACUACUUUAGGAAAAAAUUAAAGAAACCUGCUGAUAUUCCGAAUAGAUUUGAAAUGAAACUUCACAGAAAUAACAUAUUUGAAGAGUCAUAUAGGAGAAUCAUGUCUGUGAAGAGACCAGAUGUCCUAAAAGCCAGACUGUGGAUUGAAUUUGAAUCAGAGAAAGGUCUUGACUAUGGAGGCGUGGCCAGAGAAUGGUUCUUCUUACUAUCCAAGGAGAUGUUCAAUCCCUACUACGGUCUCUUUGAGUACUCUGCAACAGACAACUAUACACUUCAGAUCAAUCCCAAUUCUGGCCUCUGUAAUGAAGACCAUUUAUCCUACUUCACUUUUAUUGGGAGGGUUGCUGGUCUGGCAGUAUUUCAUGGAAAACUCUUAGAUGGCUUCUUCAUUAGACCAUUUUACAAAAUGAUGCUGGGGAAGCAGAUUACACUGAAUGACAUGGAAUCCGUGGACAGUGAAUAUUACAACUCUUUGAAGUGGAUCUUAGAAAAUGACCCCACUGAGCUGGACCUCAUGUUCUGUAUAGAUGAAGAGAACUUUGGGCAGACAUACCAAGUGGAUCUGAAGCCCAAUGGGUCAGAAAUAAUGGUAACAAAUGAAAACAAAAGGGAGUAUAUUGACCUCGUCAUCCAGUGGAGAUUUGUGAACAGGGUUCAGAAGCAAAUGAAUGCAUUCUUGGAGGGAUUCACAGAACUGCUUCCUAUUGAUUUGAUUAAAAUUUUUGAUGAAAACGAACUGGAGUUGCUGAUGUGCGGCCUUGGUGACGUGGAUGUGAACGACUGGAGGCAGCAUUCUAUUUACAAGAACGGCUACUGCCCAAAUCACCCUGUCAUCCAGUGGUUCUGGAAGGCAGUGCUGCUGAUGGACGCCGAGAAGCGCAUACGGUUACUGCAGUUUGUCACGGGGACAUCCCGAGUACCCAUGAAUGGAUUCGCGGAACUUUAUGGUUCCAACGGUCCUCAGCUGUUUACCAUAGAGCAGUGGGGGAGUCCGGAGAAACUGCCCAGAGCUCAUACGUGCUUUAAUCGCCUUGAUUUACCUCCAUAUGAAACCUUUGAAGACUUACGAGAGAAACUUCUCAUGGCUGUGGAAAAUGCUCAAGGAUUCGAAGGGGUGGAUUAAAUGACCUCAGCCUGGGAGUGGUCAUCCGUCCAGCAAGUUCUACUUGCACUUUUGCAUUUUGCCUAACAGACGUUUGCAGACACAGCAGCGGAAGCACGGUUGCGCAGUGAGGCUUCUGGGGCAGAGCCUUGUCCUGGCACCUGUCCGAGCUCGGAUGCGGGAGCCGGCCCAGCACAGACUUUCCUGGACUUUCUUCCACAGACUCUCCACUGGUUGUCAUGCACACUAAUUACAUUUCAGGAGGAACUCCUCUAUUUAUGUCGUGCCUCUGUAGGCAAAGCCCUUAAUAAAUAUUUUACAUACUUUCUAAUGACAACAAAUGGAAUUAAUCACCCUACAGGUAUAGUAUUACAACUCAUGUUUACUUUUUUAAAUGAUUUAGACCGAUUUUCAGAUUUUAUUUCUUGACGAUUAAAGAUGUCUCCUGUACUUGGAAAGUGAACUCUUUUUUUUUUUUUCUUUUUCUGUUUUGUAUUUGCAUUUCAUACCAGACUCCAUGUCAGUGAUAUUUUUAUUUUUGAAGUCCUUUGACUCUCCCACCCCGACUUCUAGAAUCGGAAGACUGAUUUUUGUCCAGAAACUUGUCUACAGACAAGUACUUUGAGAGACUCUCCAGUAGAACAUUAGGCAUAAUGAUUAUUUUUCCCAUAC
This is a messenger RNA of Chrysochloris asiatica (Cape golden mole), 3390 nucleotides long. It is a transcript of the gene NEDD4L, whose product is annotated as neural precursor cell expressed, developmentally down-regulated 4-like, E3 ubiquitin protein ligase. Gene Ontology annotation, molecular function: ubiquitin protein ligase activity; protein binding; sodium channel inhibitor activity. NCBI's taxonomy places the organism in Eukaryota, Metazoa, Chordata, Mammalia, Afrosoricida, Chrysochloridae. Gene Ontology annotation, biological process: ubiquitin-dependent protein catabolic process; regulation of dendrite morphogenesis. The coding region runs from base 232 to 2739 and encodes 835 amino acids. The record is from RefSeq and is a predicted model, not a curated record. The transcript is spliced from 29 exons.